Molecule: messenger RNA, 501 nt
Organism: Hordeum vulgare subsp. vulgare (domesticated barley)
Lineage: Eukaryota; Viridiplantae; Streptophyta; Magnoliopsida; Poales; Poaceae
Exons: 4
Coding region: 1-501 (166 amino acids)
Molecular function (GO): protein binding
Source: RefSeq, a predicted model, not a curated record
AUGGACAAAAAACUAGCCAUCACCGUGUUCAGCUUCCCACCAGACAAGGAUGACAAUGUCGGCACUACAGCAUACCAGACAGGUGGAGAAGCUGAUGGGGGUGAGACGAUACGAGGACGAGGCGGCGUCCAAGAUCAUGGAGGUGUGCGCGGCCGUGGGCGACGGCAGUUGCAGCGCCAAGGUGACGCCCAAGUGGCCGCCCGGUAUCCUGCGCAGCCCGCGGUUCGUGGCCACGCCCGAGUGGGGCUCCGGCUUCAUGCUCCCCAAGCCGGGCCCGACCCCCACCAUGCCGCGGAAGACGCCACACAGGUGGCCCAUGCAGCCCCGCACCAAGGAGGAGGUAUAGUAACUUCCAUUUCGUUCUCCCCUCAAAAUGGGAUGCUCGCAGUUGGCUCUUAUAGCCAAACAACAGCUGUUUAUGCAGAGGGUAGCAUGGAGCCAUUAUAUGUUCUACAUGGCGAGCUUGGGGGUGUUACACAGGUGCUUUUUUUACAAUAUUGA